This is a messenger RNA of Malassezia pachydermatis, 285 nucleotides long. RefSeq lists its product as hypothetical. The record is from RefSeq and is a predicted model, not a curated record. The coding region runs from base 1 to 285 and encodes 94 amino acids. NCBI's taxonomy places the organism in Eukaryota, Fungi, Basidiomycota, Malasseziomycetes, Malasseziales, Malasseziaceae. The transcript has 3 exons.
AUGGUCUCGUCACAGAAUCGUAUAUAUGAAGGCUCACCAAAACGUAUGGCUAUUGCCUGGGGUGUGAUGCUUGUUUCAGCUUUCUCAGGAUACUUUGUCCUCAAGUCGGUUCUCCGCGCAAGGAAGAAAGACUAUAUUACCAUGCAAGCGCAGCUGGAGAACGCUGAUGCAGGGAAGAUCCCAAAGCAGUUUACACAUGUGGACAAUCCGAAACAAAAAUCCCCUGUUGCACAACUGUUUGCGAGCUUGGAGCGGCAAUGGGACAAGAAAGUAGCUGGUAAAUAA